This is a messenger RNA of Symbiodinium sp. CCMP2456, 3027 nucleotides long. NCBI's taxonomy places the organism in Eukaryota, Dinophyceae, Suessiales, Symbiodiniaceae. The record is from the annotation of a GenBank genome assembly.
CGGGUCUUAGAAAGCUUCUUCGAGAAGGUGGGCCGCGUCGUCGGCACUCACCCCGUCAAGAGUCUCGUCGGCAGUGUCCUCUUCGUGGUGGCCUGUGGCGGCGGGUUCACGAUGCUGACGAACGAGACACGACCGGAGAAGCAGUGGGUCCCCACAGGAGCCAUUGCCCUGGAGCAUAACGACUACGUCUCGCAGACCUAUCCGUCCAACUCGCGCUUCAACCUCUUCUCCGUCACCUGCAACGACGUGGACACUGAGAAUUGCAACAUCUUUGAUCCGAAGUAUCUCCAGCGAUUCCACGAGAUCAACGAGAAGAUCCUGAACAUCACCAUCGACGGCGACGAGAUUGUCGCGGACUUGGACGAGCGGCACAAGCGAAGCGAAGGCGACAAUCGUCCUUGGACUCAGUAUGCCGGGGAUUGGACCUUCAAUGGGCGUCCGGAGAACGUGAACGGAAGCGUGGUUUUCCAGGGGCGCAAGUGCUUUGCCUUCGGGCCGUUCUGUGGGCGACAGUCCAUCUUGGAUGUGUUCAGGAGUGACGACCACAUCAUCUCAACCCUGACGGCCGAGAAUGUGAAGCUGGCGGUAAACGAGUGGGAGGAUCAGGAGAACUUCUGCCCUCUCACCAUCGCAAAUGCCAACUCUCCAUGCUUCGACACCAACUGCCAGAAGUACGACACCACUGCCGAGCGCAACGCUUGCCGAGUCUUGGCACGCACCUAUUGCGACCAGGAGUGUCCCACAAGGACCUUCCUGAGCGCCACUGGUGAGGAGGUGACAGUGCCCAUCUCCAUGGCCAACUGCCACGAUCGUGGAUGCAUCACCCUCGGCAGCUUCGAGGCCGCAAACAACUCGAACACGCAGCUGAACACGGAUCCCAACGCCACGGGUGAAGCCCCCGAGAGCGCUUUCGAGUUCCAGCCGACCAAGAUUAGGACCAUGGUUGGUGGUCUCCAGCUAGAUGCCAAUCAGAAGUACACCGGUGGAAAGUACCUGUCAGGCUUCUUCGCGCUGAACAAGGCCGAGCUCUUCUGCCCGACCGCAGGUGUCUCCGACCCAGUUGCUGACGAGUGGGAGAGAAGAGCCCUGUGCUUCAUGGGCGUGAACGCCGACACUCGUGCGGAGCCCAAGCUGGAUUGCCCCGAGGAUGAUCUGUUGAAGUUCAGCGGUUUGUUCCAGCGGUCUCUUGGCGACGAGUUCGGCAAUGCAAUCCGAGGGGACAUUUCCAAGCUCACGGCUUCUUAUGGCGUGAUCAUCUUCUACUGCGCGAUCAUGAUCGGCAAGUGCGACGCGAUUCACUCUGGCAUGUUCCUGUCCUUUGUGGCAGUGCUCAUCGUGGGUUUGACGAUUGCUAGCACCCUUGGCCUCAUGGGCUACUUCGGCGUGCCCAACGGCAAUCUCAACAACAACCUGUACUUCCUGCUGCUGGGUCUGGGCGUGGAUGAUGCCUUCGUGCUGAGCUCCGAGUUUCUCCGCCAUUCUCGGGAGGACAGUGGGAAAAGCAUCCCAGACCGCAUUGCGGCAACGGCCCGGACGGGCGGCAUCUCUGUCCUCAUCACCUCCGCAACGGACGCCCUUGCUUUCCUGGUCGGUGCUACCACUGUGCUGCCAGCGCUGGGCUGGUUCUGCACCUAUGCUGGCGUGUCCAUCGUCUUGUGCUACACCUACCAGCUCACAGUGUUCCUGCCCUGCCUGGCCCUGAAUGCCCGGCGCAUCGAAUCCAACCGCAUCGACUGCUGCUGCUGCUGCCGUGUGCCGGAGCGCUCAAUUGAGGAUCCACAGGGAUGCUGCCUCGGCUGCUGCCUCCCUAAGGCAGCCUUUAAAGGAGGACACCUCGCGAAGGGUCUGAAGGCUUUCAUGACGCGUGUCACCACACCCGUGGGACAGGUGGUGACUUUCGUUCUGUUCGCUGUCUUGACCGGCGUGGGCAUCUAUGGAUCCACGAUGAUCUACAAGGACUUCAAGCUGGAGUGGUUCAUCCCGGACUCCUCCUACGUGAACGAGUUCUUCAACAUCAACUCCGAGUACUUCGCGACGGGCACGCCCAUCACGGUGAACAUGAGGGAGACGCCUGCCACGUUUGAAGCUCAGAGCAACAUGCGUGAGCUGCACAACUACUUGACCACCUCGGAGCUUGUGAACCAGGACGUGGCAGUCGAUAGCUGGUAUGAGAAUUUCAUGGAGUGGGCAGUGGAUCCAUCUCAGGCAGCUACCGCCAGCGCUGUCUUCACGCCCUCUCGAACCGACCCAGAUGCCACGUUCCAGGAUUCGUCGGCCUUCUACACAGCUCUCUACACUUGGUACCGCGGCACCACCGGAUCCCGGUAUCGGGGGUCCAUGAUCUGGGCUUCCAGUGCCUGCAACUUGGACGGUAGCUCCGAAGUCAUUCCGAGCGGCUGCAUGAUCACCGAAGGCCUCAAGGCUCAUCGCUUCAAUGCUGAGCUUUCGCUUGCAGCCACAAAUUUGGGCACCAACCGCUACACAACCAUGGAGUCCAUGCGAGCGAAGUGCAAUGAGCUGUACCCGGGCUCCUUCCCUUACAGCUUCGACUUCCUCUACUGGGAGGAGGUUGGCGUCAUUGACACUGAGCUGGUUCGCAACCUGGCGAUCUGCGGCGGCGUGAUCUUGGUGGUGAUUUUUGCCUUGGUGCCUGCACCCCGCAUCGCCAUUUGGGUGGUUCUGUGCGUGGCCCUGUCCAUCGUGGAUACUCUCGGCUUCAUGUACUUCUGGGACGUGACCAUCAGUGGCGUGUCCACCAUCUACCUUCUGAUUUGUGUUGGCCUUGCAGUGGAUUAUGCGGCGCACAUCGCCCACAUGUUCAAGGAGUCUCUCGGCAGCCCCCGCGAGCGCGCAAUCGCAGCCAUCGAGCGCAUUGGACCAUGCACAUUCAAUGCGGUCACUUCCACGCUGCUUGCUGUGCUCUUCUUGGUGGUGACAAUUGCAGGAGCUCACGGAUUGUGGCUCUUGCCUGCCAUCCUUUCCGUGCUAGGUGGAUCCAAGGAGGCCAGCAAGGUUGAGCCCGCUUAA